Messenger RNA from Budorcas taxicolor (takin), 327 nucleotides. RefSeq names its product protein S100-A15A. The record is from RefSeq and is a predicted model, not a curated record. Bases 1 to 327 code for a protein of 108 amino acids. The transcript is spliced from 2 exons. Gene Ontology annotation, cellular component: cytoplasm. NCBI's taxonomy places the organism in Eukaryota, Metazoa, Chordata, Mammalia, Artiodactyla, Bovidae. Gene Ontology annotation, molecular function: transition metal ion binding; calcium ion binding.
AUGACGGACACACCAGUGGAGGAAUCCCUCUUCCAAAUCAUCCACUGCUACCACGAGUAUGCUGCCCUGGAAGGGGAUGUGGAGACACUGUCGCUGGAGGAGCUGAAAGCCCUGCUUACGGACAACGUGCCCCGCUUCAUGGAGACCUUGGGCCGGAAGGAGCCGUGCUACAUCACACAGUUGUUCCGGGCGGCAGACAAGAACCAGGACAACCAGAUCUGCUUUGAGGAGUUCCUCUACAUCUUGGGCAAGCUGGUGAAGGACUACCACUUGCAGUACCACCGGCAGCUGUGUGCCCACCACUGCACCCAGCACAGCCUCUACUAG